Messenger RNA from Ostrea edulis (European flat oyster), 1856 nucleotides. RefSeq lists its product as uncharacterized. The transcript has 7 exons. Bases 140 to 1747 code for a protein of 535 amino acids. NCBI's taxonomy places the organism in Eukaryota, Metazoa, Mollusca, Bivalvia, Ostreida, Ostreidae. Gene Ontology annotation, biological process: cellular response to lipopolysaccharide; positive regulation of T cell proliferation; immune response. The record is from RefSeq and is a predicted model, not a curated record. Gene Ontology annotation, cellular component: external side of plasma membrane.
GAAAUUAUAUCCGUCUGCGUACAUUGGUAUUUUCCAUGAAAUCAGAUAUAUUUUUAUCUACUCUAUUAAUAAAUACUUCUGGGGAAAAGAUACAAAUUUAGUGAUAUAUGAUUUCAUAGAUGCUUUAUAUCAUCGCAAGAUGGCCAGAGAACUGUGGACAUUAUAUUCAGUUAUUUUCAUCAUUUGUUCAGCUUUGAUCAUAAAAUCAACCACGGCACAGUUUCCGAACUUCGACAUCCAAGCCAACGACAGCCUGUUAACCGCCGGUGACACAGUGAUCAUCGAUUGUUUGCUCUAUAAUGCCUCCGUGGUCGAUAUCCUGAAUGACUACGAUAUCGCGUGGUUUAAAGAUGAAAUCAAACUCACACAAGCAUACACGAGGCUGAGGAAUGACGUCAUCAACGACCAACGAUACUCCAUCAGCAUAAGAGUCAUAUUGAACAUAGCAACGGUCUCUACCAUGCAAAUCACAGGUAUCACUACAGAAGAUGAAGGCGUUUUCACUUGUGAACUUACUAACAGAAUGAACUUUAAACAGAGGGAAUCAAUAUCUAUAAGUGUUGAAGAUCUAGAACACCAAACCAUAGCAACUGAUAUUAAAACCGUUCUUUCUGAUCCAUCAUUGAACUAUAACAAAAGAUUGUUCACAAACUGGACGGAUGCUGAUGAAGGCGAGAACCUCUCAAACACAUCAUCGAUCAACACUUUUACCAAUGGGACGACUGAUAUUGUCAAAUUUAGUGAAGAUGUAAGGGACAGCAAUCUUACAUAUCCAACAGACAGCAACAUUUCACCUCCAACAGACAGCAGCAUUACCAUUCCAGUCAACAGCAACCUUACAUAUCCAGCGGACAGCAACGUUUCAAUUCCAGCAGACGGCAACAGUACUACACCGUUGUUGCUUUUUACUGAAAACAUUUUAGAAAACACGUCCGCGUCAACAGGAAUAGAGAAAAGAGAAGACGGCAAAGGUGGGCUCAUUGCAGGAAUCAUCGUGCUUGUGGUUGUGCUUGUCCACUUUCUUGUUCUGAUGUCAAUAUACUAUGCCAGAAGAAGAAACAUCUUAAAUUGUAAACGUUGCUUCCACAAAGCAAGAGGCGAAUACAUAAAUGGUGACGCCACACCAAGAGAAAAUAUUCAUGGAUAUGAAAACGUUUUGCCGAUAGGUUUUCAUGAUCCCAAUGUUUACGUGAAUCCGGCAUCAGAGUUUGAAACCAAACAUAGGAGGCGACCUUACGAAGAUGCGAACGACAGAACCUUUCUAAAUGAGUACGAGAUCAACGAACAUAUACGUAGGAAAAGUGUCGACGGUAGAAUUGGUAGGGCCAACACGUUGGAAAAAGUAGAACUGCUGGCUAUGUAUCCUAACACCAACGAUCAAAAUUUGUUGGAUGGGUAUCGUAACUUCAGUGACGACACUUCCGAUGGUAAUCUGGAUCCGGUACCAGAGUUUAAAAUCAAACCUAAGAGGCGACCUUACGAAGAUGCAAACGACAGAACCUUUCUAAAUGAGUACGGGAUCAACAAACAUAUACAUGGGAAGAGUUCCGACAGUGGAAAUGGUAGGACCGACACGCUGGAAAAAGUAGAGCUGACGCAUGUUUUUCAUAACACAAUCGAUCAAAAUGUGUUCCCUGAUUCUCAUAACACCAGUGAAGACGCUUCCGAUGCAACGUGUCAAUUGAAAAAGAAAACCAGUCCGUACGAGUCAUGCAACAGUACGAGUUUCCUGAAGGAUUUUGCAUAAUACUUUUUACCUAUAUGAUAAAAAAUUGUUAAUGUCUUUUAGAAUGAGAAAUCAAUGAAACGCUUAUUUCAUUUGUAUGUUAUGUUAAAAAUGUAUUCAUGUAACGUAA